AAAUCAAAAUUUCAAGGUGGGUGUUUUUUUUUCUUUUUUUUUUUUCCUCUUUCUCUCUGUAAUUAGCUCUUCUCACCCACCUACUUCUAAGGAAAAAAGAGGUCAAAAAUGGCAGUUUAAAUUUGUGGGUAUUUGUGGGUUUUGCAUGAUUCUUGCAAUUUUUCAAAAAAGAUUGAUUUUUUUUUUUGUAGUUUAGGAAAAUUUAAAGAUGUUUGGGUGUGAUUGUUUUCACUGGAAUAGAAGUUCAGAAUAUCAUGAACUUUCCCAACUUCCUGAACCCUUCUCUUUGCCUGCUCAUCUUCCACAGUGGCCUCAAGGUGAAGGUUUUGCGACAGGAAAAAUAAACCUUGGAGAGUUAGAGGUUGCCAAGAUUACCAAAUUUGAGAGUGUAUGGAGUUGCAACCCAUCUCGUAGAAAUUCGAAAGGUGUGACAUUUUAUAAGCCCGUCGCAAUUCCAGAUGGAUUUUUUUGCCUUGGUCACUAUUGUCAAUCAAACGAUCGUCCCUUGUGGGGAUUUGUCCUUGUUGCUAGGGAGGUCAAACAAUCAUCAGAUUCUCCUGCUCUAAAGAGACCGCAUAAUUUUUCUUUGGUUUGGAGCUCCGAGUGUGGUUUUAUAUGGUUGCCUAAUGCUCCAACGGGAUACAGAGCCAUGGGCCUUCUGGUCACUGAUACUCCAGUUGAGCCUUCUGUUGAUGAUAUUCGAUGUGUUCGGUGCGAUUUAACGGAAAAUUGCGAAGCUUGUGAUAUGAUACUCGAUGACGAUUUUACUGUUUGGAAGACAAGACCUUGCAGAAGGGGUAUGUAUGCAAGAGGUGUCUGUGUAGGAACCUUCUUUAGCUGUACAUAUGGAAUACUUGAAGAAGAUGUGGUAACCACGGCCUGUUUGAAGAAUCGAGAUCCUACCCUAAAUGCAAUGCCUAAUUUGGAGCAAAUACAUGCCCUUAUCAAGCAGUAUGGACCCACAGUGUAUUUCCACCCUGAUGAGAUCUAUAUGCCCUCUUCGGUGCAGUGGUUUUUCGACAACGGGGCCCGCUUGUGCGAGAAUGGUAAAUGUGAUGGUGAGAGAAUUGAUUCAAAUGGUUCUCUGUUGCCUAAGGGUGGUUUGAAUGACGGAGAAUAUUGGAUAGAUUUGCCAAAGGAUGAUGAUAAACGAGAUUAUGUCAAGCGUGGGAACUUAGAAAGUGCAGAGCUGUAUGUACAUGUAAAACCGGCUUUUGGUGGUGCGUUCACCGAUAUUGCAAUGUGGGUUUUUUGCCCCUUCAAUGGGCCCGCAACCCUCAAAGUUGGCUUGGCAAAUUUCUCACUAACUAGAGUAGGAGAGCACGUAGGCGACUGGGAACACUUUACUCUUCGAGUGAGCAACUUCACCGGGGAGUUGUGGAGCAUAUACUUCUCAGAACAUAGCGGUGGUAAGUGGGUUGAUGCGAGUAAUUUGGAGUACAUUAAUGAAAACAAAGCAAUUGUCUAUUCAUCCAAAUGUGGUCAUGCUAGCUAUGCACAUUCAGGAACUUAUCUCCUAGGGCCUUCUAAGCUCGGGAUAGGGGUGAGAAAUGAUGUUGCUAAAAGCAAAUAUUUUGUCGACUCGAGUUCCAAGUACAAGAUUGUUGCUGCAGAGUAUCUCGGAGAUACCGUAGAAGAACCAUGUUGGCUCCAGUUUAUGAGAGAGUGGGGACCUAAAUUGACGUAUGAUGCGUGUUCUGAGUUGGAGAAAAUAAUGAAUCAUCUUCCUAUAUUUGUUCGAUUCUCGAUGGAGAACUUGUUGGAUCUCUUUCCAACUGAGCUUUACGGCGAGGAAGGGCCAACAGGACCCAAAGAGAAGGAUAAUUGGUUUGGAGAUGAGAGAUGGUGAUCUACAUCAAAUCGAUUUCUUGUGUAUGCCCGGAAUGUCAGUUAAAUGAAUAUCGAUCCGGCCCCGUAUAUUUGAAUCAUCUGAAGUGGUGUGAUGAAUCUUGAGUAUGUACAUAUUUGUAUCAGGGUCACCCUGGAUUUUCUACCCCAGAUACUUGUCAUUGAUGUUGUAGAGGUAAACUCUGAACGUUUGAAGUGGUCUUUUAUCAGAGUUUAGAGUGGGAUUAUCCCAAAUUUAUUGUACACUUGAAUUUUGUAAUAUAAACUUCUCAUUUUUUC
Messenger RNA from Beta vulgaris subsp. vulgaris (sugar beet), 2127 nucleotides. RefSeq lists its product as hypothetical. Lineage: Eukaryota; Viridiplantae; Streptophyta; Magnoliopsida; Caryophyllales; Amaranthaceae. The record is from RefSeq and is a predicted model, not a curated record. The coding region runs from base 209 to 1849 and encodes 546 amino acids. The transcript is spliced from 2 exons.